Chlorocebus sabaeus (green monkey) is the source of this 2108-nucleotide messenger RNA. Lineage: Eukaryota; Metazoa; Chordata; Mammalia; Primates; Cercopithecidae. The record is from RefSeq and is a predicted model, not a curated record.
ACCAGUGCCCCUGGGAUUAUGCCUUGGGGACUCACCUUAAGACAAUCUUGCUCUUGAGACAGAGAAGUCUGCAAAUGGUGUCCAAUUAACUGAAGUCUAGAGACUGGCUGAAGCCAGACAGGGUGUGUGAGGAGGGAGCAGAGAAUCUUCAGAAAGACAUUCCAAAGUCUCAGGCCUAGAAAAUGUUUAGAAAUAUUGUUUCUUGUGUUCCCCUCCAGUCUGUCUACCUGAAUAGGAAACUGGUGGUGGGGCCAGGCAUGCUUAUUUUUGAACAAAUAAACAGUUAAUUCUGAGAUGCCACCUUGAUUGAGAAGCACUGUCCUUUUCUAAGCAAAAAUCAUCGCCAAAAUUACCCUAGAAUCCACCACUGCUCAGAGAUCUGUGCCUGAACCAACUUGGUUAUGAAGUUUUCCUUUGUUUCACCAAACUAGUUUAGGGUGGGCUGUGGGAGGAAGUUUCUAAAAAGCCACUGGGGAAGGACUGAGUCUCUGAGGCGAAAGAGGGCGGACUCAGCCUCACUUCCUCCUUCUUCUCAUCUGGGCUUCCUGUCGUCACAGCACGAUCAUAUUUUUUCACCCUUUACUUCUCCUUUUACACAAAUAGCCCCGGAUACCCGUGUUACCAGCCUUGUCUCAGCCACCUCAAGGAUAAUCACUAAAUUCUGCCUAAAGGACUGAGGAACGGUGUCUGGAAAAGGGCAAGAAUAUCACAGCAUGGGCAUGAGUAGCUUGAAAUUGCUGAAGUAUGUCCUGUUUUUCUUCAACUUGCUCUUUUGGAUCUGCGGCUGCUGCAUUUUGGGCUUUGGGAUCUACCUGCUGAUCCACAACAACUUCGGAGUGCUCUUCCAUAACCUCCCCUCCCUCACGCUGGGCAAUGUGUUUGUCAUCGUGGGCUCCAUUAUCAUGGUAGUUGCCUUCCUGGGCUGCAUGGGCUCUAUCAAGGAAAACAAGUGCCUGCUUAUGUCGUUCUUCAUCCUGCUGCUGAUUAUCCUCCUUGCCGAGGUGACCUUGGCCAUCCUGCUCUUUGUGUAUGAACAGAAGCUGAAUGAGUAUGUGGCUAAGGGUCUGACCGACAGCAUCCACCGUUACCACUCAGACAACAGCACCAAGGCAGCGUGGGACUCCAUCCAGUCAUUUCUCCGGUGCUGUGGUAUAAAUGGUACGAGUGAUUGGACCAGUGGCCCACCAGCAUCUUGCCCCUCAGAUCCAAAUGUGGAGGGUUGCUAUGCGAAAGCAAGACUGUGGUUUCAUUCCAAUUUCCUGUAUAUCGGAAUCAUCACCAUCUGUGUAUGUGUGAUUGAGGUGUUGGGGAUGUCCUUUGCACUGACCCUGAACUGCCAGAUUGAUAAAACCAGUCAGAGCAUAGGGUUAUGAUCUGCAAUUGUCCUGUGGUGAAGAGACUUGUUUCAUCUCUGGAAAUGCAAAACCAUUUAUAGCAUGAAGUCCUAAAUGAUCACCUGCUGGAUGAUCCUCCUCCCAGCCUUUCCCUUUUUAGGUCCUUGUCUUAUACAACCAGAGAAGUGGGUGUUGGCCAUGCACAUCCCACCUCAGGCAGCAAGACAAUCUUUCACCCACUGAUGGCAGCAACCAUGUCUCUCAAAGUGGUGAAACUAAUAUCUGAGCAUUUUUGAGACAUGAGAGGCAAAGAAAAACUGGAUCUAAUGGCCCAACAUCAAAGGUGAACCCAGGACAUGAAUUUUUGCAUCUUCCCAUUGUCGAAUUAGUCUCCAGCCUCUAAAUCAUGCCCAGUCUUCUCCCCAACGUCAAGCAAGAGACAAGUUGAAGGGAAUUCUGGGGCCAAGCUCACUGGACCAUUGUCACAACCUUCUGUUUCUCUUUGACUGAGAGCCCUGGCUACAGGAAUUACACAGUUCUCUUUCUCUAAAGGGCAAGAUCUCAUUUCAGUUUCUUUAUUAGAGGGCCUUAUUGAUGUGUUCUAAAUCUUUCCAGACAAAAACUAUCCAGUGAUUUAUAUCCUAACUUCAACCAGUAACUUAGCUGAUAAUCACAGUAAGAAGACUUCUGGUAUUAUCUCUCUAUCAGAUAAGAUUUUGUUAAUGUACUAUUUUACUCUUCAAUAAAUAAAACAGUUUAUUAUCUGAAUCACAA